Molecule: messenger RNA, 1901 nt
Organism: Trematosphaeria pertusa
Lineage: Eukaryota; Fungi; Ascomycota; Dothideomycetes; Pleosporales; Trematosphaeriaceae
Exons: 1
Coding region: 218-1771 (517 amino acids)
Source: RefSeq, a predicted model, not a curated record
CGCUUACUGCCCGUCAUCGGCUACGGCAGGCAACAGCGGCCCCUUUGUGCCAGCUUGCAAUUUGUGGACAGCGCUAAGGCGAGUACACGUAGACGAUUGAGACAUCACCCAGGCGUUUACUAUUAACCUCACCCGCUGCCAGGUCCUCAAGCUCUUCUUUUCAUCUUCACCCCCCAUCCAUGCACCGCUUUCAUACGCCAUACUCUAGUUCUACGCAAUGCCGACUACAGACCGCGGCUUUUUGGCUGUGUUCCCCCAGCAUCAGUCAUCCUUCUUCCGCCUCCCGCGCGAACUCCGAUACCUGUGCUAUUCGCACUACCUGUUCGAGGAGAACGGAUACCACCAUGUCUGGGACGGAUGUGCAGGCAAGCUUCGGUGCUGCAACAACUCUAUUGUUGCGCUCGACCUGAUGUAUACAUGCAAGGCUGCGGCCAAUGAGAUGCACGGCCUCCCUUUCCAGGCCAACACGAUCACGUUCACCGCCGGAGACUUGGUGAGCGAACAUUCCUUGUGCUCAGACGCCCUUCGAUUCAAGCGUCUCGUGGACUAUGCAACUGUUGCUAAAUGGAGGAUCCUGCUCGCUGUGGCUGAUACCGUCACACCCGAUGAUCUAGCCAAACUGAUCCAACGAUUCCCUCGAACAGGACCGAGUUUUGUCAACCAAUUUCAGACGCUCCGUGAUAGAAACUUCCACUCCGGCCCAGAAAUUCAUCGCAUUGAGUACAACCUACAUGGGAAGCACGUCGUUGCCUCCAGGGAGGCGCUAGAGUUCGCGCUCGAACUAGCGGCAAGUCAUCCGGAGUUCCAACAGUUAGCAGCCAAGGCGUUACCUCAGUCACCGCCGCCAAAGGACGAUCCCCUGGACCGGAAUGUUGGUUUCAUGCGUGGUAGUCACUGCUGGGUGCUAGAUUUCAAACCCGAGGCAUGGACCGUACCGGACGAGACGCAGCUCGACUCCCUCGAAAGCCUUCUUUGGUGGGAUGAGGAAUAUCCCUUGAACUUAGAAUUCGAUCCUAGACCUUUCGGGUGGUACUUUUCUGCCACAGCUAUGGCGAUUGCGUUCCUAAAGCACCUAGGAAGCGACCGACGAACGCACAUCCGCCGAAUCAUCAUCGACGAAAAAGAUAGAGCCGUAUCUUCACCGGAGGUACAUGCUCGAGGACUCAUUCCCUUUUGCGUCGAAAAUCCUCGUCUCCGAAUCGAAAGGCGUGUGGAUCUAUGGGGCCACGUCAUCCCGUCCCGUUGGGGAGCAACUGCCGACUUGAGCGGGCUCCAAUAUAUCCAAGCAUGGUGCCUUCUUCAAUCACUCGCGGAUUGGAUCCUGGAAGCGAACGACUUAUACUCUCGAGGCAUGCCUUCAAAUUCCUUCUCCCUCGUCUUCCAGGGCGACCAAGACCAGCACGUGUGGAACAUGGCCAAGGAAGCAGCAGCGUUCCAAGAGACUUUUGUCGAAUACUAUCGUCGACACAACUCGCACCCUCCUCCGCUCUCUCACCAGGCAGAGCACCAGGUGCUCCCAUGGCCAUUGCCCUGGCAUGCGCCCGCCGAAUUCCCUAUCGCUAUGAAAGAAAUCGCACGAGGAACCUCGAUUGUUCGUACUCGAUGGGCUCUUGACAAGGGCAGAGACAUUGAAGAGAUGAUUGCGGAGCACGACGGCUGGCCUUUGAUAAAGUGGAGACGCAAGUGGCAGUGGGGUAUCAUUUAUCGGAAGGUCAGCCUACCGCCUGGUGGCGCAGGAACCAACAGUGGACCCCCCUCGGGAGAGUGUUAAGCGUAUCUUGUUGAACCUCCCAUGGGAGCAGUGGAACUAUAGGCAUUUCAUUCCGCGCUUCUACAUAUUUUAUCCUUCUUGAAUCUAGCUUUCUCUCGGUCGAGCUAAAAGCAAAACGCAGACAUUCCAC